GAUCAAAUUAUAGCUUUUAUGUAAGCAUAAAACCUUAUAAAUAGAACCAGCUCAGUGAACCGUUCAGUUCUGUGUAUAUAUAUAGGAAACAAAAUUAUGAGUUAUGAAGAACGGAGUUUCCUGGAGAAAGCAAACUUAGAUUAAGAUCACAUUUACCAGGUACUAAACGAUCUAAAAGUGAUGGAUAAAUUAUCGCAAGAACUUAUAGCUACAGAUCAGCGAAUCAGAGUUAACAAAGACACUGAAGUACGAAGAAUUCAAAGAUCUAUAGAGAAAACAAUUACCACUAUACUCGAAAGAGUAAAAUUGAUAGACAAACGACUAUCGUUAAGAUUGCGAAAAGUAGGAAGCUUUUAUGACGGACUUAAGAUCGGUCUUCCCGACGAGUUCGAUUUUCUAGCAGAGUUGGUUGAACUAAAGGAGGGACAAGAUGUUAUAGUUAGAUCUACAGGUUUCAACGGAACACGGAAUUUGUGGAAAACAACACAAGGAAAAUCCGGAAGACGAAAGAUUCAGUAUGUUGGAAAGACAUUGUGUGACAUGGAUGAUACAGAUGAACAAGACGAAGCCUGGAUGAAGCAAGUUGGAACAAAGAGAAAUCCUGAAUAUAUAAUUGAUUGUAUUUCAGUGAAGAACACAUUUUAUUCUGCUGUUCUUAAAGUGGUUAGGGCAUUUACAUCAGAAGAUUUACCGAGAUAUCUAACUGUCGGCGAAGAGCCGACAUUUAUCCAUGGUCCUGCCGUAACACUGGAGUUCAUCUGGCAUGGAAGAAGGUACAAGAACCUGAAAAUAAGUGUUGACUUGACAAUCUGUAUUAAAGCAGACAACUGGAAGACGUGUUUUGAUACUUUCGAAUGGAUAUUAGAAGAUAGUUGUAUCUCUCAAACGCUCAGCAAUGCACUUGACAGAGAUGGGUACCAUUUAACUCCGUAUAUAUCUGAAAGAGGACAUUCAUGUCAAUGGAGGGUUUCAACAUCUUACACGGAACAUCUAUUGAUGGAAAGUUUUGAUUUUGAAUCAAAAUUGAAGAUCGCAAUUCGCUGUCUGAAGCAUGAAAGAGAUCAGUACAUUGACACGCUACCUGAACCUACCGAGAUGUUAGAUCAAAAAUUUGCAAAUGUGGUUCAGUUUGUGAGGCUCUAUCAAGGAGAGGACGAAGAACAACAACUUAUCUCAUCUUAUAUGAUAAAAACAACAGCAUUUACAACGUUAGGGUUACUGACUAGCAAAUGGUUUGACAGAAUUCCAAUAUCAAUAAUGUAUACGUACUUUAUAACACGACUUUAUACAUCAAUCAAAUUUAAUGCGCUACGGAUGUUUUUCAUAAGUGAUUACAAACUUCGGGUGCCGGAGUUCGGUGAAAUUUUACCCGGAUUUAAAGCACUUGUUGACUCAGUCUCUGAAGAAGAUGUGCCAAAAUUUGACUUGUUAAGAUGCAUUCAAGUUGACACUGAACAAUGCAGUGAUGAAGAGCUUGAAUUUAUAUAUACAUACGAUACGUUUAAACAAAUGAAGAUCGAUGUUCAUAGACAUUACAAUUUCUGGUGGAAAAGUUGGAAAGCAUACACUGUUAAAGACGUUUCAGUAAGUAAGUUUAAAUGGUGACAGAUUGUUUUCAAAUUUGACACUGUGAUAGUUUAGAGCAAUGAAAACAUUUACGUAAUGAGAUAUCAGUUUCGUGCAUAUGGUGUUUGUUUUUGUGCUGGUUCAGCUGAAUUAUCUCCCUUUGUCAUGAAAAGUUAUAAUUAAAUGAAAUAAAUUGUCAAAGGAAAAACAUAAUCUAAUGCAACGAGCAUCAAACUUUUCGUUUUACAUUGUAUUUUGAAAAUGCUCUUCUAUAACUGAAAAAAAUAAAAUAAUUCAUGUUGUCUAACAAGAAUUUUCAUUAUUCCAACAGAUUUCACCUUUCUGAUGGGUUAUUUCAGUUUCAAAGAUAGUAUCAAUCAUUUAUUAUAUACAGUGAAACACCGCUCGCUCGAGCAUCGAUGACUCGAGUACCCUGGCUCGCUCGAGCAGUUCAUGUGGUCCCGGUCGAUUUCCUUCUAUUUUCUAUGUGAAAUUACCACGGCUGGGUCGAGCACCGAUAACUCGAUCACUCGAGCAUGACAUCUGGUCCCUGUGUAUUAAUUUACUCUUUGUUGCUUCUGGCAAACUCGAGCAGAGGUGUCAAAAUUGUUCACACCUUCGGUGGUCAGAAUUUAUUGGUUUAUUAAAAAUGUCCACACACCGUGAGAAUUGCGUGGUCUACUCCACGACUAUCCUUAAUGUUUGUUUGUUGGUAUAUUUGAUCUGAUAAUGAGAUUAAUUAUUGACAAAAGUUUUAUUGGUCAGAUAUAGAUGAAUUACUGAUUACUUAAAUUUUCUUUUCUGCGGGAUCGAGAAGACUGUCAUGAGAUCUUUGUAUUUUAAUCAGCAGUUGUUUGCACGCAAAUGAAGGAAAUAAUAUAGCCUUUUCAUAAAAUUGAGAAAAUAAUUUUGAUAUGCACUUGUUCAUAAAUAAAAAUAAAAAGUCCUAGUUGUUUCUUCGCAUGUGCCAUUUACAAAUUACGUAUUGAAACGUCUAUCAAUAUGUUUUUGUUUUGUUUUUUGAAAAUGUCACAAGCAUGUUAUUAUUACGCAUCAUCGUUUACUUUACAAAUGGUCGCGAUGACAAUUGAUAUUGGUAAAACAAACUUCAAUUUUCUUCUUAUGUUGGUCAAUGUUCGAGUCGUUCGAAACCAUGGAUAACUCGAGCAUUUUGCUCAUCCCCUUGCGACCUCGAGCGAGCGGUGUUUUACUGUAACAGUUAUACCGGUACUUUACAUUUAUUAUAUAACAGUUAUACUUUACAAUUUUAUUUUCAACAUAAUGGAACUAUGUGGAAAUUAAUUAAUUUAACGAACAAAGUUGUAGACUUAAUUUUAUGUAUGAUUACAAAAGAUGAAACACUUGUUGAGUGUAUGCAUGGUUGUGUCUAUAACGUAUAUGUACACAAAACAUGAACAAAUGAAAACGAUAGACAACAAAGACAAAACAAACAUACAAAGGAUCAUAGUGGGACACUGCCAACAACACCUGGGAGUUUACACCUAUUAAUGGUGCGCCAAACCUCAUUCUCAAUACCAACAAUGGUCUAAAGUUAAAUGACAAUGCAAAUACGCAGUACAGAGAAUAAUGACAGGAAAAUGUACUUCACCCACUAUAACGUCGAUUGGGGUAUUACCGGCCGGGACAUUUUGAUAAACAUCUCCUCAAAGUCCGUUGUGAUGUUUGAAUUGUUUAAUACACUGAUCAUGAGUUUUUAAACGUUUUUCCAAAGUAUUUACAAAGAAUAAUAAAAUGUUGCACUAAACAAACCGCAUAUUUAUAGUUAAUCUACUUCUAGAUAUUAUUGAUAAAACUUCGAAACUACAGUUUUGCAAAUAUUUACAUAAGUAUAUGUAUUAUGAU
Messenger RNA from Mercenaria mercenaria, 3429 nucleotides. RefSeq lists its product as uncharacterized. NCBI's taxonomy places the organism in Eukaryota, Metazoa, Mollusca, Bivalvia, Venerida, Veneridae. The coding region runs from base 181 to 1605 and encodes 474 amino acids. The record is from RefSeq and is a predicted model, not a curated record. The transcript has 2 exons.